CAUUUCCAUAACACAAAAAUUUAACACUUUUAAAAAAAUAUUAUAAUAUAUAUAAGUGUAUAUGUAUAUAGGCGGGAGUUAUUGCAAUUUGGCGCCUAAUUUUCCCCAGCCCCCAAAAUUUUUCACACGGUCCCAAUUGACCAAAAAAAAAAGAAAAAAUCCCAUUUUCACAUGGUCCCAAUCGGUCCCCGAUUCCCCUCUCUCUCUCUUGUUUCUUUGUGUUUACCCCCCCUCUCUCUCUCUUCGUUUCUCAACCAAUCUGCCCAGGAGGAGGACGAUUAAGCUUGCCCAGCGUUUUCCUCUCUUCGUGUAAAUGUGUAUGAAUACCCAUUUUCAAGUUCGACAUUUUCAGUUCUUCUCUGCGCAGGCUUUGUUUUUCAAGUGGGUUUUUGACAUUUUCAAGUUCUACCCAAAAUGUAUGCAACACUACACUCGUUGCAGCAAACAAAGCUAAGUAACCCAUUUUUCUCUCUCUCUGUCACUCUUUUUUGAGCUUUGAUAGAGUUAUCUGAAGCUUGAACUCUCUUUCUAGCCAAAGAUAAAGAAAACCCACAAGGGUAAGGCUAAAAGGGAAGCGGUGACUGAGACUUUGGGGGUUUAAUGCCCUCAGCUCUGCCCUGUCCUUGCUUCUUCUUGUUCUACUUGAUUCUCCUUCUGGGUUCAUUAAGUGUUGGUUUGGCUGGUGAUAUGAUGAGGCACUUGUUCCAGCAGGAAAUCCUUUCCUUCUAGUAAAUGUUGAACCAGGAAAAACAUACCGUCUACGGGUGCAUAAUGUCGGUAUCUCAACUAAUUUUGACAGGAAUUCGCCACAGUAGUUAGUUGUGUGAGCGAAAAGCAAUAAUUUGAUUCAAAGUUUCGAUUUUGAAUUUUUCUUGCAAACGUUUCAUCUGGGUAUCAGUAUAAUUUCAAUUUUAGUCACCAUAAUUGCUUAAUAUGGUUUUUUUUUCUGGGUUAUUGAUCUCUUAUGUAAUUGAAGUUAAUUUUACUGCCACUGAACUUAUAUUUAUGUGAAUUUCCAUUUACUAAUGCAACAUUUUGAUUCAUAUCUUGUUAAUGAAUUUUCAUAAUUUAAUCUGAUAAAAAUCAAUUUUUUAGCUUGAGUUUAUACUGCUUUUAUUCAUAUUGUUUCUGAUAGUUUUUAGUAAAUUCUCUUACAUGGUUAAAUUGUGUCUACUGACUGCAUAGUCAAUGCAUUACUUCAUAAGACCACUCAAGAUAGUUUUAUAUGUAGUUAAGGAGUCUAAUUAGUUAGCAUCAGGAUUAGGACUCCUAGUGAGACUAAUUAGGCUCUUGGGCUUUCAUUAAAAUUUUCGACCUUUAUUUUUAAUACUUGUGCUCUGUAACUGUAAAUUUUCUAUAUAUAGGGAGCUUUGUAAGAUGAACUAUCCAUAGCAGAGAGCCAGCAAAAACCUUAGACACAGUAUUAAGAUGUAUUUCGAUGGAUAUGGGUAUCAUGGAACCUCAUUUGAGCAGACAUAUCGAUGUUACCCUUCAUCCAUUAUUGAUAAGCUACAACUUGAGAGUGGGGAUAAAACAUCUCUACAUAUAGAUCAUCCGAUGUUGUUUGAGCUUCGGAAUGACCCUGCAGAGAGGGUCUCUCACUAUGGGCUGUUAGAGUUUGUAGUAGAGGAAGGCACAAUCUAUAUGCCUUAUUGGAUGAUGGAAAAUAUGCUCUUACAAGAGGGAGACUUUGUGCGUGUGAAGAAUGUGACUCUUCCGAAGGGGACAUAUGUUAAAUUGCAACCCCAUACUAAGGAAUUUUUGGACAUUUCAAACCCAAAAGCUAUGCAAAAGAUGUUGUAAAAGAUUUGGAAAGAAGGUUACAAUAAGAACUCAAAAGUUCAACUACUCUCUUUGACGCUAUUAGAAACAAUGGUAAAGAACUGUGGGGAUUACGUUCACUUCCAAAUUGCCGAGAGGAAUGUAUUAGGGGAGAUGAUCCAAAUUGUGAAGAAGAAGGCAGAUAUGCAAGUGAGGGAGAAAAUCUUGGUCUUGCUUGACUUUGGGCAAGAAGCUUUUGGUUGGCCUGGAGGAAAGCAUUCUCAAUAUUAUUGGGCAUAUGAUGAAUUAAGGCGUUCUGGAGUAGAAUUUCCCAAGCGUUCAUUAGACGCCGUCCCUAUUUUUACACCCCCUGCUUCACAUCAGACCAUGGGUCGUCCUCAACCUGGAUAUGGAAUGCCUAGCAAUGCUUCAAGAAGGCUUGAUGAAACUAUGGCUACAGAAAUUGAGAGUUUGAGCUUGUCAAGCAUGGAGGCUAUGCAGAAUGUCCUGGAACUCCUAAGUGACAUGCUAUAGGCAGUAAAUCCUGGUUAUUCUGCGGCUGUAAAAUAUGAAGUGAUAGUUGAGCUUGUUAAUAGGUGCCGCACCAACCAGAAAAAGCUGAUGCAGAUGCUCACUUCAACUGGCUCUAGGGAGAUUUUCCUUUGGUCACAACAAUCAUCUCAAGUCAAUUGCUGCAGUAUAUUGGAAGCAUACUGGGUCUCCUUUGAGUUCCCUGCCUUCUUUGGCUCAUAGAAGAAGUCCAAGUAGUGUUGUUCCAUCUUAGAUUGGUCCAAUAUCGAGAGUUGGCACUGACAGCUUGUCUCUUGUUCGAGAUGGAAGGGUCUGCACUAGCAGCCCUCUUGCUACUUCUGGAUUGGCCCGGUCCUUUGGCAUCGACUCCUUUUGGAUUGGCCUGAUCGUCGUCAUGGCUUGAUAUGAAUGGAGGAGGCUUGUGUUAACAGAGAUAAGCCAUCAUCAUCUGAGAAGUGGGUGAAGAGAGAGCAUGUUGAUGCACGUUUAAGAGAAGAGCUCAAAAAAGGAAAGUGGCUAUGGUUGAUGUUGCUCUUAUACUCCUUGGUAAAAUGAUUUCAAGGGAUCUUAUAAAUAUGUUGGUUGUACCCCAAGAUGUCUGGGACCUCAGGUUAUUCAAACGAAUUCCAUCAAUACUACACAAGAGGGAUCUUGGAAGCAUGAAGCAUAUUUUUUGUUUCCAGUUCAUUUGGAUGGAACAUUGUUGGACAAUGCUAACACUAUGAAAGCUAAAAAGGAGUUAUUCUCAACCACCGAUGUUCUUCAUAUAUUUCGACAGUUUUGUCCAGGACUCGAGCACAUGCACAAUUUAGAUCCACCAUAUGCUCAUAAUGAUGUCAAGCCUGGUAAUGUCCUCAUAACUCAUGGGAAAGGACAACCACCACUAGCCAUAUUGAUGGAUUUUGGCAGGGCUCGACCUGCAAGGAAGCAUAUUCAAUCUUGUUCUGAGGCACUAGAAUUGCAAGUGUUUUUUUUGUUCCCCCAGUAGAACACACACACACAUGCAAUGCAUUUGUUACCCUACUAUGAAUGACAUUCAUCCAAUGCUUUGGUAUUUGUAUGAGGAAUGGGCAACUGAGCAUUGUUCAGCACCUUUUUGAGCUCCUGAGUUGUGGGAUUGUCCAAGUAAUGCAGAUAUCGAUGAGAGAGCUGAUAUUUGGUCAUUAGGAUGCACUUUAUAUGCGAUAAUGUGAUAAUGUUUUUUACCAUGUGAUUUAAUAUUUAUUGGUUUAAGUUUUUGGGUCUUUGUCUCCUGAGAGCUAUAAUAUAAUUUGAUGACAGUGUUGAAUGUUUUAAAUUAAUUUGUGGAUUGUUAAUACAAUGUUGAAUGCUUUUUA
Molecule: messenger RNA, 3629 nt
Organism: Humulus lupulus (European hop)
Lineage: Eukaryota; Viridiplantae; Streptophyta; Magnoliopsida; Rosales; Cannabaceae
Exons: 19
Coding region: 1429-1803 (124 amino acids)
Cellular component (GO): VCP-NPL4-UFD1 AAA ATPase complex
Molecular function (GO): polyubiquitin modification-dependent protein binding
Source: RefSeq, a predicted model, not a curated record